This is a messenger RNA of Triplophysa rosa, 2100 nucleotides long. It is a transcript of the gene crfb2, whose product is annotated as cytokine receptor family member b2. Gene Ontology annotation, molecular function: protein binding. The record is from RefSeq and is a predicted model, not a curated record. Lineage: Eukaryota; Metazoa; Chordata; Actinopteri; Cypriniformes; Nemacheilidae. The transcript has 7 exons. The coding region runs from base 208 to 1548 and encodes 446 amino acids.
AACCGGAAGACAAAGCAACAGAAAGUAAAAGUAUGUGAACAACAUUGAUAUAAUGCAUCAACGAAAAUCAAAGUGAAGAAAGAGUCAAACUCGACGAUCGGACGUGUGAGAUUCAUGUGUGGAAGAUCAUCAGAAGAGUAAAUGAGAAGAUUCGCUGAGGAGACAUGAGGAGAUUUAACGCGUGUUUACUGUCAAUCGUCAUAUAUAAUGUGUGUAAUGACAGAGAUAUUCAUCUUCAUCUCUCUCAUUCACACGGGCUUAUGUAUGGACAUCCCCGCUCCUGUAAAUCUGAGCAUAUCCUCUGAAUAUUUAGUUCACUUAUUGUCCUGGAGUUUGGCACCAGGCACCCCUGCUGGUGUUCACUACACAGUCAGCAUGCGCUCACUCAGCAGUAGCAAUGUGAUGCUGGUGAAGGGUUGUGAGAAGGUGACGUCUCCUCUGCAGUGUAAUCUUACAGAAGCGUUCUCUGACCCGUUUGAAACCUAUUACACCAGCGUAUCUGCUGUCCUGAGGAAGCGCACGUCACCCCCGGCUCACUGCAGCCCCUUCAAACCCGUCGUGAACAGCACGCUGGAGUCUCCGCUGGUGUCUGUCAGCGUCUUGAACACAUCUCUGCGUGUGAGCCUCCGAUCACCUUCUCCUGGUCUUCAUGGCAUCUAUAACUCCUUCAGCUUUAUCUAUAGACUCGCCAUCACCAUUGAGGAUGGACCUGAGUUUCAUCAGGAAGUCAAGGGCUUACGGAACCUGACUGUGAACGACCUGACGCCCGGCCGCAGAUACUGUGUGAACGUCAGCAUCAUUAAUCACAAAUACUCCAGCAGACCUGCGGUGUGUGUGUCCAUUCCUAAAACUGACAACAUCUCAGUUACAGAUGUACUGAUGGCUCUGGGUCUCUGUCUGCCGAUGGUGCUGAUGGUGCCGAUAGUCAUGUGGGUCACUCCAAGAUUUCUCUCUCACUUCCUGUUUAAAAAAGUAGAUCUGCCUGAAGUUCUGAAGUCUUUUAAGAAUCAUCAUCAAGUCUACCGGGUUCUGCUCAUCCCCUCUGAAUCCAUCAGCACGCUGACAGAGGACACAGACGCUCUCCAGAAGAUGAAGAUGAACACGGAUGAACAUGAAGAGACAGAUGGAGAUGCUGAAGAGGACGGCGUGAUGUACGAGAGACUAGCCACACAACAUCUUCCAGCUCCAGACACGUGCUGGUCUUCUGCUCUUGUGUCCGAAUCAUCCCCCGUGAAGCCGAGUUCAGGGGUCCACGAGUCCUCGGCGGAUGUCCAGAGCUCCGGCUGUAGUGGCUCUGAGGGAGACGGUGUCAGUGAUUCUCAUCAUCUCCUCGCAGAAACACGAGCGCUGAUCAAGUGUGUGGACGAGCCCAACGGAGCUGCGCUGGAGGAGGAAGAUGUCAAUCUGUGUUCAGUCAUGUUACAUCACGACAGUACACAUGACUUUGAGCUCAUCGCCGACUCGUUUGACACGCCUGUCAACAUGCACAUGUCUGACUGUGAGCAGGAGAGCGAGGAGGAAUAUUCGGAGUACUUGAGUCGAUCCUAGCGCUUUUAGUUGAAUAGAAAUGCUGGGGGGUGAUUUGAUUUGAUUUUUGUAUCAAGUUCAAGCAUUAAACGCGCUCUUCGCUGUAUUAUAAACGUAGUGACAGUAUCUGAUAUUAAGCUGUUGUGUGGGUGCUGUCUCACCUCUGUUACAGUUGUUACGGUGAAAACAGGCAGUUUAUUGACAUUUUGUUUAGCCAAUGAAAGAUGACUUUGACUGAUUUCCUUCUGUGAAACAUUUCUUUUAGCCACAGUAAAUGUGAUGUUGCGACAGGCCUAGAGUUUUUUAAGCCGUUUGUUUGUUCCAGGUUAUGUUCAUGAGUGUUGUGUGGAUGUGUUGUUACUGACAGUGGCGCAUCUGACUGAGUUCAGAUCAAACCAACAGUGUUUCUACAGACACAGCGUACGUGUGUGUUUCUGAACGCCAUUUAUGAAUCAAUGGACAUUUCAACCUCACUGUAAAGAUUUCAUUCAUGAAAAUAUUUCUGAAUUAAAUAAAGUUCGAUGUAGAACAGAUUCUAUAAAUGAAUGACUGGAAUUCUGUUAUUCACCCUCA